Messenger RNA from Odocoileus virginianus texanus, 2889 nucleotides. RefSeq names its product tripartite motif containing 11 (gene TRIM11). The record is from RefSeq and is a predicted model, not a curated record. Gene Ontology annotation, biological process: protein ubiquitination; regulation of gene expression. Lineage: Eukaryota; Metazoa; Chordata; Mammalia; Artiodactyla; Cervidae. Gene Ontology annotation, molecular function: zinc ion binding; protein binding; ubiquitin protein ligase activity. Gene Ontology annotation, cellular component: cytoplasm.
CCUUCCUGCCUGCAAACGGGAUCCGUAAGCCCUACCUUCCUGGAGCCGCCGCAGUCCCGGAGCCGCACGCUCCGUAUCCUCGGAAUCGAGAGGCCUCGGACCCCGGAGACCCUACGCCCCGAAGCUCCCCGAAUCCCUUGGUGCCCUGCUCCGCACGCGUGUCCCCGCCCCCUCCCCAGAGUCCCGGCAGCGGCCGCCCAACCCGGCGGAGAACGCGGCCCUCGUCCAUUCCACUGGGGCCAUGGCCGCACCCGACCUGUCGACCAACCUCCAAGAGGAGGCCACCUGCGCCAUCUGCCUCGACUACUUCACGGAUCCAGUGAUGACCGACUGCGGCCACAACUUCUGCCGCGAGUGCAUCCGGCGCUGCUGGGGUCAGCCCGAGGGCCCGUACGCCUGCCCCGAGUGCCGCGAGCUGUUCCCGCAGAGGAACCUGCGACCCAACCGCCCGCUCGCCAAGAUGGCCGAGAUGGCGCGGCGCCUGCACCCACCGUCGCCGGUUCCGCAGGGGGUGUGCGCAGCGCACCGCGAGCCGCUGGCCGCCUUCUGCGGCGACGAGCUGCGCCUUCUGUGCGCGGCCUGCGAGCGUUCGGGGGAACACUGGGCGCACCGCGUGCGCCCGCUGCAGGACGCGGCCGAAGACCUUAAGAUCAAGCUGGAGAAAUCCCUGGAACACCUGCGGAAGCAAAUGGAGGAUGCGCUACUGUUCCAGGCCCAAGCGGAGGAGACCUGCUCCCUGUGGCAGAAGAUGGUGGAGACGCAGCGGCAGAACGUCCUGACAGAGUUUGAGAGGCUGCGCCGUCUGCUGGUGGAGGAGGAGCAGCUGCUGCUGCAGAGGCUGGAGGAGGAGGAGCUGGAGGUGCUGCCCCCCUUGAGGGAGAGCGCGGCCCGCCUCGGUCAGCAGAGCGCCCAGCUGGCUGAGCUGAUCGCCGAGCUGGAGGGCCGCUGCCAGCUGCCUGCACUGGGGCUGCUGCAGGAUAUCAGGGACACCCUGCGCAGAGUCCAGGACGUGAAGCUGCAGCCUCCUGAGGUGGUACCUAUGGAGAUGAGGACUGUGUGCAGGGUCCCUGGGCUGGUGGAGGCCUUGCGGAGGUUCCGAGGGGACAUGACCUUGGAUCCUGACACGGCCAACCCGGAGCUGGUGCUGUCUGAGGACAGGAGGAGCGUGCGGCGCGGGGACCUGCGGCAGGCCCUGCCCGACAGCCCCGAGCGGUUCGACCCUGGGCCUUGUGUGCUGGGCCGGGAGCCCCUGACCUCGGGCCGCCACUACUGGGAAGUGGAGGUGGGGGAGCGGGCCAGCUGGGCCCUGGGUGUCUGCAGAGAGAACGCCAACCGCAAGGAGAAGGGCGAGCUGUUCGCUGGCAAUGGCUUCUGGAUCCUGGUGUUCCUGGGAAGCUACUACAACUCCUCCGAGCGAGCUUUUGCCCCUCUCCGAGACCCACCCCGGCGCGUGGGCAUCUUUCUGGACUACGAGGCUGGACACCUGUCCUUCUACAGUGCCAGUGAUGGGUCACUCUUGUAUACCUUUCCUGAGACGCCCUUCUCGGGGACCCUGCGGGCCCUCUUCUCUCCUCUCUCCAGCAGCCUGACCCCUAUGACCAUCUGCAGGCUGAAAGGCGGGCCCGGGGACGGACUUGCUCCCCAGUGAGCAGGCCUCUCGCAGCCCCUUGUCCUGCCUUCUGAGUCUGCGAGAUGCUUGGAAAACCCAAGGGGAGGCUGCUUGUCUUCUGAGCUAUGGAAAGCACCCAUAGGAGCACUCAGAUCGAGAAGCAAACUGAACUCUGUCACUGCCACUCCCAGGAAGCCAUGGAUGAGUGUGUGCAGGCUGGGCUUUCCUCGCCCCAGGACCCCGCAAGGUCAUCAGGUGCUGAGACCCCAUUCACCAGUGCAUCACACCCAUAGUCCUUUGCGGAGCCCGGAGCCUGGGGCCUCAGCAGCCCGCCCUGCCCAGCCUCAGUCUCGGGUAAGAGAUGAGAGCCUGCAGAAUUUACUCAGGCUGCAGUGUGAGCCCCCAGGCCCUGGGGCCACCCCUUGAGAAAGCUACUAUCUUGUGAGACUGCUGGCCAUGAGGUGGUUCAAAGCCCACCAGCCUGACUCGGAGUCUGGUCCAAACUGCUGGGGAAGUCUGUGGUUGUCUCUGAUUGUUUGGGGGUGCAGCAGAGUCCUCAGGUGAGAGGUGAUGUGGAAAGUGAGUCACCGAAUAAAGGGGUUGAUUAAGACACACAGACGUCCUCAAAUCGCCCUGAGCGUGGCCCACCCAGGGCUUCUGGGAAAAGGUCCUUCCCUGGUCCCAGGCGCAGAGGUUCAGUUCUGGGAGCUCUGAGUGCAUGGAAGUGAGUGUGAAGCUCAGAAGGGACACAGCUUCAGUUUCCACCCAAGUGGCACUGAGGAGAGCCGGCUGGCCUUGCCCUCUCAGGCGUGUCUCCAGUGACCUGUGGGGCUAUCCCCGAACUCAGCCCAGAGUGUCACUCCUGCCUGGGGCAGGGGGUGAGGCCACAGACAGCCCUGGCUUACAGAAUCCAGGGUUCGUUUUUGCUUUAAGUUUUGACACUUCUUCACCCUUCUCAAGAAGGUGUGAUGCAAUGUCUCUGCACCCCUAGAUUUUGAUUAAUUGUAAGGGCCAUUCUCAUAGUAAAUAAACUAACAGUUGUCCUUUAGGUUGGAAAGUGGGGAAAUCCUCCAGAGGGCCCACCCUCGGGGAGGGGAUGCAGAAGCAGGAUGCUCACUGGCCAAGUCAGGGAUGUAGCUGCUGUCCGCACAAGCACAGCAACUCCCAGAUACCAUCUCCAUGUUCUUUGACUCAGCACGUGUGUUCAUUUCCUGUGGAUACUGUGGGGAUUUUUUCCUUUUUACAGAUAACCUGAUAAAUAUUUCCUAUGUUCCACUGUG